AUGAUCCGCUACCCGCAACAUAGACCGGAAGGUCUCGUGGUGGACGCAACCGGAAAAGUCGAGCUUUCCAACUUGAUGUCCGCAUGGGCGAGUGCCGAAGGCUUAACGGAGACCCACAUCUUGGACACUGUCGAGGCGCACAAGUGGCAAGACACAGAGACAAUGACGCCACGCUACUCGUUGCUUGGAGAAGACGGCUCCUUCCAGAUUCGCGUCCACAAGCCUCGGAGGGAGUCGCAGCAGCGAAAAAGUAUGCCGUCGAAACCCAGGAGCACCUGGCUCGUCAAGUCGGAGGGGGACGAAGACAGGAGAAGGAAGGGAAAGUUCACGAGAGUUAAGUCGGAGGUGAAUGGAAAGAAGAGUACGGAGGAUCCCGAAGCCUGGGACUCUGAGGGAAAAGAGGAUGACGAGGAUUGGCCGGGGUACUGGGCUAAGAAGGAGACUGCAGAUGAGUGA
Molecule: messenger RNA, 456 nt
Organism: Symbiodinium sp. CCMP2456
Lineage: Eukaryota; Dinophyceae; Suessiales; Symbiodiniaceae
Source: the annotation of a GenBank genome assembly